This is a messenger RNA of Amoebophrya sp. A25, 32227 nucleotides long. Lineage: Eukaryota; Dinophyceae; Syndiniales; Amoebophryaceae. The record is from the annotation of a GenBank genome assembly.
CAAGGACGUCCAGGAAUUCACCAAUUAUGGGCGAGAAUGUUUACUCCAUCGAUCUGCGUACGACCAUCGAGGCUCCCCUUAUUUAUGUAUGCUUCUGGUAUUUGCAUAGGUAAUUUCUUAAGGCGGGAGGCCAUAGGCAAUUUCUUAAGGCGGGAGGGAAAAGGGUGGCCGUGAUGGUCUCUCUUCUGGCUAGAUGGAAAAAUAUAGUCGCCGCUCUUUCAUACCAAUGUGAUUCUCCGCAGAGCUCGCCAGGUAUUCCUGCAAUGUCAGCGGCAGCCACGUACAAACACACACUGAGCCCCAUGGGUCGGGUCUCCACGGUCAUUUUGGUCCUUCUUCCGUCGAGGAAGCCCGAGGAAGAAGGCACACCUGCUGCACAGAAAAAAGCUUUUGGGCCGCCGAAGUGUCUAAAUGAUAAAUUUGACACUCCGAUAGCAGGAGACACAAACGAGGACGCGGACGACCAGCUUGCGAGACAACAAUUAAGGCUUCCCUUCGGAAGCAUCCCCAAGGGGCCUCUUUUUGAAAAACCCACUGAAGAGUGUGCUUUUCAAGGGAAAAAGGUGACCUAACACGAGUAUGCUUGUCAAGACGAUGGACUAUGCACUAUCUGUAUCUUGAGAUGGAAGGUGUUUAGGGUGGGCUCUAAAACAAAGACUAGUGGCGCGCACUGUCUGUUUCACAUUCGGAGCUAUUCAACAACGCCACUUUUUCUCCAACCGUGACACAAUGUUAUGGACAAUAACUAGAAACACACUUGCGACAGAAGAACUAGUAAAAGUAGAUCUUGUAGUACUAGUAGUGGAAGAGCAAGAGCCUUUAUUUUGUGAGUGAUCUAAUCCUUUUCAUUUUUGCUCAACUAGGAGUAGCAUGAACAUCAUUACUGUCGUGCUGGCGUAUUACCCUUCUUACUUAUUUUCGCAGCGACUUUAGAAAAGUUUUCACAUCUAUCACACGCACAAUUGUGCCCACCCUCAGAAAGUCAAUAUUUGUUUGGCAGGUGCCCGCAAAUGAGGUAGCCAGGUAGGUAGCUGAGUGGCUAGGUUUCAAGAGACUGGUCCGGACAAGGCUGGCAAUCUUGCUGAACCAUAGCCCGGCUGGCGUGGCAGGUUGAUAGAUGGAAGACAAGAUCGAUGGCGGGACUCGUGUAAAAUCAAAGACGAAGAAGAAAACCACGCCACGGCUGCUCUGUGAGUCCGCGCCGCUCUGCGGCUGACGAAGCCACUCCGAACGGUGUGAGAACUCUCAACACCGAACGAGAGGCAGCCGGAUUGCUCACAACUGCGGAAGGGCGUAGCCAAAGUGCUGCACUCUCUCGGCUGUUUCUAUCUUGAGAGCUGUCGAGAGCUCAUUUUCUUGGGCCGGGUGCUUGUAUCUUGUUCCAAGAUUCUUGCGUCCGAUGUGGUCGCAAAUUCGCGACAUUCAUCGGACGUCGCGAAAAAAUGCCAUGAGGCAACUUUUACACGGAUAAUUAAAGCUUCCGGGAAUACAUCUUCAGAAGCAUCCUGAAAUUUUUUGUUUACGCAUAUCUACCCACUCCCUCUUACAAAUCAUCACUCUGCCCGAGGAUACACACUCGCAGACGGAUUCUAACCACGGGACAGCAGCGUAUGGAAGCAUAUUGGUGGUGGUGCUUAGUAUCUUGACCAAGGACAGGACGAGUACAAGGCCUUGAGACGGUGGCUACCUGUAGCGUCUUACGUGGGCUACAGCCAGCACGACUGCUUACCGGAGAUUGAGUGCUGGAUGAUGGGUCACGCAGUGGGCUUUUUUACUGCAGAAAUUGUGGGUCCGGUCUACUUGCAUGUAUCUGCAGAGGAUCAGCUGUAUAUGGGAGCGCUCUUCAAUGGGAGCUGAUGAGCAGCCGAAGUGCUCUUGCUAAGCGUUUUUGUGGAAAUGAAAGGGACUUACUAUACAGCAUCUUUUGGCUAUGAUCAUUAGGCUUUACGAGUAUUCUGUUGUAGUAUCCUAAAUUGAUUGCCCGCAGAAGUAAAUCACAAGCUGUGCCCUGCGGCGUCGAUGUGUCUGGGCAGGUUUCCGUUGCGUCGCGAUUGCUUGCGAAUGUUCGGCUACGUGGUACUUUCGCAUGCUGGGUUCGGCGUCAGUGCAUUCUCAAUGGAAGCGCCUCAUGUGUUCCUGGUUGUCGUUGGAGAGCUUGGCGUGGUCUCUGUGCAUGCAGCCACUACUGGUAUGGGGUCCGUUUAACCACCAGUCGGGCUGCUGCACGGAAUGCGUGGCUUCAUGCCGACACUCUGACGCACUUCAGUGUGCCACCAAGUAAGCCGGACAUCGUGGGUUGCUCGUGCUCGUGGGUGAUGGGCUCUUCUUGACGGCACAAACUGUGAGGUGCAGUGCUGUGCGCACUUUCGUGUGGAAUCAAGAGCCCGCCACCCCGCUCUGAAAGCAUGUAGCAGGAGAAGUUACAGCUCGUCUGUGCUUCGCUGAGCUACUCCCCUGGGCAGGCUGUUCACUAGAGGGCCUUGUAGCUUUUCGGGGACUCAGGUCCUGUGGUAUCAGGACCAGGCUUGCGUCUUCCUGAUGUGUAUGUAGUAACUGGUAUGUUUUGUCUGGUGCCCGCCUGUCACGUGGGUCUCUAGAGUUGUGUACCGCCGGGCCUGUCGGACCUUCGUAUGGAAUCUGCCGGGCCGAGACCGGGUGACGCUGGUGUCACCGGGGCCGACGUCCUUUUGGGUGCAGAUGUGGUUUCUUGGUGGGGCAGUGUCUGGCGCGUGUUGGGUCCGCUGGUUGGUCUGUGUCCUGGGUGCUCAUUUGCAGUUGAUCACUGUGUGGCACUCCUGGUUCAAGCAGACGCAUUUGGCCUAAGCAUGGUCUCACGUUUGCUUCUGUGCGCUCGGGGUGUGUCUGAACUUAAUCUAAUUGAGCGUGCCGAGGUGUUUCACGCUAUGGAUAAAGUAGCUCUUGAUAUAGUAUCUCUCUGUGUCUCUAGAUAACCAGCUAGCUUCAUUACCUGAAUCUCUAUCAUGUGCCUGAUCGUCAUAGACCUCUUUGCUAUUUCAUUUAGUCGCUCACUUCUCCACCACCAUUGAACUUGUGUUUAACACGACUUCCCAUGUCUAUGCACUAGUAUGCUUAUCUUUAUACUUCCUCCAAGUUCAUCCAUUCUUCCUCUUGUGAUCCAUUCCUCAUAAACUACCUCACAGCUACGACCGGCACUAGCAAAUUCCUGAUGAGGGUACUCAUAGCGGAGCGAGAUUUGGAGUUUGUGACUUUCAGUGGAGGCGUUUAUCUUGAUUUUGCGUUUUGGGGCGGCGUGCUGUUGGGAGAAGCGGCGCUGUUCAGGUUACAGCGGGGAGGACAGAUUGAUGCUGCUCCUCAGAAUGAUCCGAAACAGAGUCAGACUCUGAUAGGAAGUAGCAGCGUCUUCUUGUGAUCUCUUGAAUAUUGCCGGAAUGAGAUGUAGGCUGAAUGUAUGAGUAUCUCAGUAUGCUUUCUUGGCAGGCUCUAGCAGGAUAGAAGAGUCGACGUCGGUAUGUAGGACGGAGCGCGUGCUUUUGUGAUUGUUCUUGAGUGAUCUUUCUGAGUGAUGACGAGAGACAAAAAUGAGAGACCCACCCCGCCCCCUCUCUGAAAAGGUACCCCGAAAACGGCUUACUGCAACAAAAACGAACUCUUCACAAAAAUGGAAUGCACUAUGUUUGAUACUAAAACUGAGUACUUGAAUCUUUAUAGUAGUGCUUCCUUUUGCCUUCGCUUGUCAUGUUGAAUGAUAUUAUUUGUGUGAGCUUAUAGGUGUUCCGUUUUUCAGUCUGCAUUUCCUAUGUGUUUCACUUGUUCCGUUUUUGUAUAGAUGAAAAAUGUGAAUAAUUGAUAUUUAUUUUUAGAAAUUUGGCUUAUUCUCUGGAGCGCAAUGCGCGCUCCUCCUUGUCCAAUCAAAACAUAUUAGAUAAGAGUGAUCGUGAGAGAGGGCUUGAAGCCUAACAAUAUGCGUCUUGACCUUCCUCUCGUUCGCUAUGCUUAACGUCGGAACUGGCAGAACUGCGCGGGGAUGUCGCAUCGAGUUGAGCAGCGUCCCUGCGGGGAAAACCGCUGCCUCGCUCCAAAUGGCCAACAGGCAAGUGGCCAAAUCGAUGAUGCAAACCCCCGAUAGCCUCAUGUUCAAGGCCCUCAAGGUUGCCAUGCAAGUGGUCGGACAGGAGGAAGUAUAAUACUUUUUCGAAUUUGUUGGUGGAACUUGAGAAACCACUCGUGUACAGGUUCUGUCUUGUUCCUUACGUAUUCUUCUUGUGAUCUCGCUCUGGUAGCGGUCUUUGUUGAACUCUUGAAAAAGGAUUGGUUGUGAUUAGAGUAGAAAACAUCUUCAGAUAAUUUAGAUUAUAGAUUUGAUACAGGUUUCUACUGUUUUCCUGAAAAGAGAGAAACACUCAGUUGUAUAGAUAGCUCCGUGCUUCUUCCACAUUCCACAUUCCACACUCCUACGAAUUUCUCACCGACAACCUCCUCGAGCAUCUUUUCCAUCACCACCACAGGAAGGCGAGUUGAUGUCGAUGUGUCCUUCGGUGGCCAGGCAGGCCCUGGCCAUCAAAAUCAGUAGUGAUUAUCCGCGGGCUCUGCACCUUGAUUCUUACCCCCGCUCGGGUAAGGAUCUCUUAAACGCUAUCCACUACCAGACGGGACACCAGAUGACAGACACUUACCCCGAGUCAAAGAGCAAGGUACUGAUAUUUCUCCGCUUUUUUAAGACUGCAAUUCGUUAAGAAGAGUAUAACUGUGAAAAACUUGAGAUCUCUAUUUUUUCAGUGGGGGUGUAUUUUAGGAUCCAUCCGUUUCUGCUGGGGGAAUUACAUCGGGGCCAAACUGGUUCUCAUCAUUCUUUCAUUGAUCUACAUUCUUGCUCCCGACAGGUACUGGAGGAAAUGGAGUUGUUGCAAAUGAGCAGUGAGGAGACUGUUUGGAAGAGGUGGUUUGCUUAUGUCCGGGAUGACCUUGAUGAUCCGCGUGAACUAAGGGAAGCAUGGGAUGCCUAUUUACAACGAUAUCCCAGAGGAGAGCUGAGAGCACAGGCAACCUUCACCGGAGUAUCUCCGGGUCAUGGGCGGGCGGGUGCUGUGGACAGAGCUAAUGAAGAAGGACGAGAGGACGCGAGGGCGGCUGAGAUAGAUGCUGGAGGUAGUUUUCUUCUUUGGAUGCUUUCAAACAAUACGAUGAUGUGCUUGACUUUGAUUCUUUCUGGUGUUGAAACUUUUGAAGUGGAUGAAAGUGUUUCCAUGAGAUAGAAACUUCUUCGCUUCGUUCAUACGAUUGCUUCGCAUAAAUCUUCAGGUUUCGAAUACGUGACGCGCGGCGUUUUCUCAGCGGGGAGACAGGUUCCUAGAUCCGCUUUUCGAGGCACGCCGGCGCCCCCUCGGUCGGGCGGAGGAAUCCGUGAAGACGCAGCGGCUCAACCUGAUGAUAUUCGUCCGCAACGCCUGAACCUCAGCACGCCGAUUUCGGUUUCGUCCGCAUCCCCGUCUCCAUUCCGACAGGCGUCUUCUGGGUGUUCAACAACGAGGACAUCGCUUAGCGCAUCCAGCUCCUCGAGUUCAUCGUCUAGCGAUUCGUUUUUCGGUCCACCACCGCCACCUCCGCCGGCCGCAGCGGCGGGAAAUGGACUUACCCCGGAAGUCAUAUCCAUGUUGUUGCGGACGUUUUCUCCUGAGGAUGUGGCCAAGAUUUUAGCACAGCAACUCCGGCCAGGUGGUAACGCAGCAGCUAGUAGUGGUAUUAAUUUUCCUCAUAUAGAGACCAAGUUCUUUCGUAUGAACUGCUUGUUGAUGUGGAUUUCCGUGUAUCUUUGCAGAUCUGCCUGUUUGUGUGGAGUUAUCGCUCAUCUUCUAGCCAUCGUCUCAUAACAAAUUUUUCCUGUGAUGUAGGACCAACGACAAGGGAUUCUUACUCAAGACAUUACUGGACUAGACUUUAGCACUAGCAUCAGACAUGUACUUUUAACCAAGAUGGAGCUUGAGUAUAAUCCUCAACAAACUGAUCCACACACCAGGGGCGGCUGGCAGCCAGCAGAGCACCAACACUGACAAGGGCGCCUUCCCUGAUCCCGCUCCGGCGGAGCCAUCAGUUUCAGAACCGGCUGGCAGCACAGCAAGACCUGGAGUUUCUGGUGGUGGAGGUGGAAAGCGACAGCGAAACACGGGCACUACACCUUUCAGUCGUUCGUUGUGCUGAUUCAUGACGAGAUAAUCAGAAACAUCUUUGAACUCUGAUCGCUCAGCUCUCGCAUCAGUCUUCCUCCCUCACAUUGACAGGUAACAACGGUAACAGCGAUGGACCGCAAUCCAGCAGCGCAAGACCUUCCCCUACGGAGAAAAAGGAGAAGAAGGCCAGGAAGAACAAGUCCUCCAAGGAGAAGAAGGACGUGCCGGCUGCUGACCGACGACCAACGUUCGUGAAGCAGGAGAAUCUAGGCCCUAGUGUCCCUCCUGCUGCGGCACCGCCACCAGCAGCAGCCGGUCCACCUAUUCUUGCGACGCCGAGGCAACCUCCACCAACCACUACGCCAGCUAAGUCCUCCGCCCCAGCACCGUCAGCUUCUUCAAGAGCUGCUCCAGCGCUUGAUCCGGAUUUCUGUAUGCCUCGCCGUACCAGGAUCAACGACAAAGGUGAGGUUCCUCCCGCUGACGGGUCUGCGAUGAGUACGCAGAUGCACGAACAGCUCCUGCUUGCGCAGCAACUCACCAUGCAGACUACGAAGUCCACAUCUUCCGCUGGUGGUGCAUCAACGACAGCUGCGAGUACUGGUGGAACUACUCGCUGGACAGCGGACACUGUGCAGAACUUCACUGCCCAACAGCCGGCUGAUGCGAUUGCUCGCAUUAUAGCCCGCGGCUCACCUCCGGUUACAGCCGCUGUUCCCAAGGCGCCGGCGCAUCCAUCGUCCUCUUCGUCCUCAUCUUCGAGUGCUGUUCCGCCGUUGUUGAUGCCCGGUCCAGGAGUCCAGGCUCCACCGGCCAGCUUCAUGCAGAGCAUUGACGCUGCAGUGCCUUCCCUCCCCGAGGAGGCCGUGAACAACGACCUGGAUGAGGAGGAGCAGCAUGAAGAGCUCAAUGGAGAAGAGUGUGAUCAGGAAGAUGAUCUUCUCGCAAGUGAGCACGGUUACGACAUGGAGGAUAGUUUUGUCGUGCCGGAUGAAGAGGACGACGACAACCCGUCGCCCGAGGAGGUGCAGGAGGCUUUGAACUGCUUCACAUGAGGAGACUGAGCAGUUCUGCUCAGCUUCCGGCGUGGGUGCUGGGAUGCGACUUAGCAUUCCGGCACAGGUGUUUUGGGUGCCGCUGGGGAGAAGCGGGUGAAGCGCAUGGUGUGAUGAAGAAGAGGGCCACUCACCAAGUGAUGUGUACAGAGGAUUCUUUUUAUCAUGCCGUGGCGCUUCCAUUAUCCCUCAAAGGGCAUACGUUUUUGCAGUUGUAGCAUCAGGCAUAGUAUUUUUUGCGUGCUCUAAUAGUUUUUGUUACCACGCACAAGUUUUUUUGGAAUUCUCCUGAUGUUGGCAACACACAUGCAUGAACAUGAUAUGUACAUGAUGAUUGGUUUUGCAAAAGUCCUCCAGAUGUACACAGAGGCAUCAUGAGCAUAAAAUGUAACAUGUGGGGCGGGGAGAGGAGUGGACGCGGGCGACCUUCUGUUCUACCUUGUUGUAGUAGAAAUUGCUAGCCGACGAAAAUUGCCAAACAAGUUGUACGCUUCGUUGUAACCCAAACACAGUCCAAGCCGCGCGCUCUCUUGUGCAUUCUCUUUUUGCAUCCUGAGCAAGGUCUUCUUCAAGAUUUUCUUCUACAAGUGCAGACCUCCUUCAACAGCUUCUGUUUCUAGUGCCGUCCUUGCUGAAGUUGACGCCAUGAGCAUCCCAACUGGAAAAUGACCAGAAUCAUCUUCAAGUCGCAAUGCAAAACGUCUCUCGUUGUGGAGUAUGUUGAUCCUCCAAUUGCUGGACACCAGACUCUACUCCAGGCGCCGUUCUUUCUCCUCGGCAUUCCUUUCGACAAGAUCUUAGAUUGUCGCCGCGAGUCACAGGACCACUUGUUGACCUUCGACCCUGAUAGUGGUGCCGAUGCUACAUUCAAGAGCAAGAACUACAAACGCCGUGGUGAGACGGCCUCUUUUCUGCAGGAGAAGUUUGAUGGCCACCAAGGUCCACCGAGGGUCAUGCUUCGUUCUAUGCACCAGUCUAAGAAGUUCAGAGACGGAAAUGACGCCAUCAAGCCAUGGGCGCAUCUGUGUUGUACAGCUCUUGACCAAGUAGAUCUCAUGUCAGUAGAAGGAGUUCUGGAGAUAUUUCGAGCGAAGAUCCAGCACAAGAAACGUCUGUCCCACGCGAACCCGGCGAAACCAUGGGAGAAGAUUGCGUGUGCUUUUUCCGGAUGGUUGCUUGAGCCAUUUCUUGAGGCUUCCAUCGAGAUACCGCUUUUACCCGGAAUAUUCUCAGAGCAUGGUUGUCAUCGAACGCUCAUGGCAGCUCUCGAGAAUGCAGGAAGUCUGGAACCUGGCGCAAGUGCAGUCUCUCUUUGUGCUUUUGAAAGGAAAAACUUUUGAAUCUAUGACUCUCAUGAAAUAUUAGAGAAAUAUCAGUGAAAUACUUCUUCUUCUAAUUCUGGCGGAGCAGAUGUGGAUACUUGGGAGCCCUAUUGCUUGUUCCGGUGGGCACAUGGGCACGUCUAUGUACUUCAUGGUGAGUACUCAUCUGCGUGUCGGUUGGCUUUGCGCAGUAUCCGAUGCCAGCAUCCGGGACCUUGGAUUUGAUUCUACACAGGUGGAACCGAGACGCGAUCUUUUCACUUCGCAUGGCCGUUCGAGCAUGUGCAUGUCGUGUCUUCAAAGCAGUAGAAUCCGGCGUAGCGUUGGUUGCUCAGAGUCGUUUUAUCGGGUUGUUAACGUUGGUACGCAUGACCCCGAUCUCCUCGCAGAGAUGACAACGCGGCGUGAGCGUUGCGAAACGCUUCUGAUCGAGUCCACGGACUGUUCUUGCAGACGAACAGGCGACGAGGGGGCGCUUGAAAGUUAUGGACGAAAUAGAUAAACUUAUUAGUGUGUCGUCAUGAGUAUUUCACUGAUAUUUCGCUGACUGAUAUUUCACUGAUAUUCAAGGUAUUUCACUUGUAUUUCACUUGUAUUCUCGGUUGUUGUGUCCAUGAAUAUUUCACUGAUAUUUGAUGAAAGUCAGGUGGGUGCCUCUGAUUCAACGCCUGCUCCCCGCAGAGAGUUGCCUACACGUUAUGGACACAUGUUGGGUAGAGAAGUUGGGGACUUUUCUGCAUUAGAGCACUUCGCACGAAAUCUUGAAUCUUUAUAAAAAAUGAAAAAUUUUGAUUUUAUCUGUUAACUUUACUUUUUAAAAUCAAUCACUCUAUGAACCCACACAUCACAAGCAGCUCCGCCGGCCCACGUGUAUCCUUGCAAUAUCCCUGGGCCGAAGUUUUUAGCUUUGCUGCUGGAGAAUUGGGUCGGACCUUUCACGGCUCUAGCUCAGAAUCUCACGAUGUGUUACCAGCGGAUCGCCUUGGAUGAUGCUGUGGAUGUCCAUGGUAGUUUCUACUUUGUUAUAUCUAUGGACAGUUUUUUUUCACUAAAGACCCUUCUAUCUCAUCAGACUUGGCCACGCCUCCUCUAGCAUGCACUCAUCUCGAGCUUGAUUAUCUUGAAAAUUUUCUGAAUUUCUCUCAAUCGAAUACUUUGAUCUUCCCAAUUACAAACCCGGCAUUUGGUCUUAUUUUGUAUCUUUAUCUCAUCUCAUCUUCAUAGGUUGGAAUCGUGUGGGAUCCGCCGACGCAGCGAAUGGUGAGGCACUUGAAGAGCCAGCUACUCGAGAGUGUGGCGCGCAUCGUUUGCCCUACAAACAGAGAAUAGAGCCACUUGCGAGUCUGGAUUCUGAAGAUUCGGCUAUGAAUCGGGCGCGUACCGUAGCAACUUGGGGUCAUAUUUGCCUGUGGAUGCGCAUCAAGUUGAUGCAGUCGCGUGAGGAAGAUAAGGAGACGCCGCUGGGCUUCAGUACAGACGGCGUUCCAGUGGGUGGCAUGGAGAUAGAACAGUCCCAGCUUCGAGGCGCUUUCUUUGCCAAUGACGUGAUAACAACUGUUACGCUGCCGGGCAUGAUCAUGCGGAAGCUGUCCUAUGCUGAUGUCGAGUACGUCAUCCACUGUCUUGCGGGUGUAUGUGUCGAGGAGGAGCAGAAAAACAUGGUUAGGAAAUCAGUGGCCCAGGCAGCGCUGCUGCAGCGUGUGAACUACUUCGCUAGUGCGUACGAGCUGACCACCGAGAAGCCCCUAUUCAUCGUCAUAGAUAAGGGGUCGACGCAAAGGCUUCUUUGGCUGUGCCUCCUAGUUCUGGGCCGUAAGGUCCAUAUCCGAUUCGAUCCCCCUCACGGGGAAUCGAGGGAUGCCAUCCGAGUAGCAAUAGGCUUCCUGCCGAAAGAUUUCCGCCGGAUAUUGCGUCUUAGAGGAACUGCAGGCGGAACGCAUAGCUGUAGGCUUGGGACUCUCCUCAGCAUCUUCGUGAAAGAACUAGACGACCAGCAGGUUAUCGACUUCUUAGGAACAGACGCUCCUGCAAUUGCCAGUGAGAUAGGCACACCUCUGGACUCUAGUAGUUUUGUGCCAGAUGUGCGGGCACGUGCCAAGAAGAUGCAGUCGACGAUCUGCUCGUUUAGCUCGACGAAGCAGUUUCUGAAGGACUUGUAUGCGGCAAAGUGGUUGCGACAGCACUGCAGCUUGUUGAAAUCUGCAGUAAACUUCUUAGUAGUCAAAACAAAACCGGAACUACUCCAGCCAAGCGGAGCGCGAGUUGAGGUGGUAAAUGGAGAUGAUGGCAUCAAGCGAGUGCAGUACAACCAAAAGGAUCUACAGGUUAUGCGGAACAUGCUGAACGAGGAAAGGCUGGCUGACAAAGAAGAGGAAGGUACUACUCGUCGUGGCAAAUGAGUCGUAUUGUGAUGGUGCCACCACUUGUUUCCUUUAGGGUGAUUGAAAAGGAAGUUGAGGAGUGUUGUUUUGAAUGUGGUUUCUAGUAUUUGUUUAAGUUUGUGGGAACGUCUCAGCAAGUAGUCCCAUCAAGUUCUGUCGAUAGUUUUCCAAGACUCCUCGGUAUACUCAGUGUUGCCAUGUAUUGGCACCGAUUACUCAUCUAGACCUCCGCUACAGGUAUGAAAGACACGAACUUGUUUGAUGAGUCGGAUAGCGAUGUUGAUGAGGGGAGAGCCGCGGCUGCACAGCGAGCUGCCGCUCCACCAGCUGGCGACCCUGCCAGUAAUGCCGAAGUUCUAGGUGGGCAUGGCGCGGGGAAAAAGAAGAAGGCAGCAGCAAAGGCUAUAGCUGAUAAGAAGCAGGAGACGAAGAUCCGAGCAAAGGCGUCAGCCGUGGACACGUCUCUGCUGUCGGUACUGCGUGCUAUCUUGUCCAGUGCUGAUAGCAAAGCACGGAUUUUCAUAUUCGAAAAGUACUGCCGUCCACUACUAUUCUUCCACUGCAUCGGCAUCGCAGUAACAUGGAGUCAGUUCUGUUCGCAGAAAGUCUACCACAUGGAACACGGAGCGUUGCUCAGCGAGUUGGCUAUUGGUUUCAACGGAGUUCUCGAGGAUCAUAUCGCGGAUAUGCAUGGCGAGAUCGCUUACGAUACGAUCGCAGAGUUGAUCGGCCAUCUGACCACCGAGGUACUAACUUAGAAACGUUGCUUUCAAGAUGCAUCACUGUGAUGGCGCUUUACAAUCUUUGCUGAUGUCGCUCGUAACUAGAGGAGGAGAUCUUCUGAUAUGAGGGUAGCACUUCGAAGGUCGCAGGAAAGUAGAACUAACCUCUUCAUUCUUUCAAGCUACAAGCGGAACGAAAAAAUUCCUAACGGGAGUGGCCUUCUCGUCUUCGAGGAGAACAAAUCGGAAGAGUAGAUGAUAACAAUCCUCUCACCUAUAUUGUCACAGGCGAUGCUGGGGGCGUAUCGCUCGGCAUUGGGCCGCAUGGCGAUGCAUUCGCGAAUAUUAAUGUACGCACGGACAUGGGAGUCUGAUCUCAACGAGCAGACUAUUCGCGACACCGUGCGAGGCAGUACACUUUCUUCCAGCAUAGAAGACAUUCUAGAGGAGCCAGACCGCUUCUUGAGCGGCGAAGAAGAUAAGCCUGGUUUUUUUGGAUUGCUCGAGCCGAUUUAUGAAACCAGUCUUACGAGUCCGCGUGUGGUGCCCCCGCAAGAUGACCCAUUUGACCAGAGUGAGCGAUCCAGGGUAAGAUGCUUCACCACCAUGGGGGAGUCCGAACUUGUCUCACCUGCUGAAUUCGAGAAGACGGCUUUUGUGUCCGUUGCAAGCGCGCGAAGGGAGGCUGCUCUGCAGUGCCGAGCUCUUGUUCCUCUCUUAGUAGAAGAAUGGAACUACUAUCUCAUCACGAAGUUCAUCGAGCAUUUGAUUGCGAACGACGUGAGGGGCGCGGAGGACUUGGUUACAACCUGGAUGAGGAUCUGUCCUAUGAACACGCGGGAUAUUGAAGCGAGGGGAGGCCGCGUGAGUCGCGCCGCCAAGUUGGCGAGAAACUCGGGCGCAGUAGUGGAGGUACUAGUUGAUGGGGCUUUCUAUGUGAGUUGGAGACUAACCUAGUGAAGAAAGAACCUAGUCUCUGGCUUAGAUGUUUGUGCAAGAUAGCAAAUCUUAUUUGAUAUUUGUAAACUUCUUGAAUUUGAUAUCAGAGCCGACCUCUCUCUUCAGAAUCUGCCGCUGUAUAUCCACGAAACGCAGUACCCGCUAUGGGUUCCGGGUUUCCUACCUGAGAAGCAAGUUCCAAAGCAGAGGAGAAUAGGCGUGAAGGAAUCUUUCAGCGUCUUAGACGGUCGAGAUUCUUUGCGAAAUUACCCGGAGCAGAACCUGGAGCAACUGAAGAAGAGGGUAUUCGGGGGUGAAACAAUGGAGGAGCUUACAACAGGUUUGUGCGAUUUGAAGACACUGCAGGACCUCGCGAGUGAUGUGUUCGCCACUGGGAAAAGAGGCACAGAGGCUUUCGAGACGGUGAAGGAGCAGGCGAAAGGAUAUACAAUUCCAGAGCUUGACGAGAUUGCAAGACAAAUCAAGAGUCUGACCUUCCUCGAGAAUCAACAUCAUGGCUUGUCGAGCGAGGAUAUGACAGCAAUGUCGAAGUUCAAAUGUGAUGUCUCUCUGCUUUACACUAUGUCGGUCGUGGAGAUGGCUUUGUACGAGCAGGAGGAGUUCUUUACGACAACUAGCAUCGCGAACGCGUUAUGUUGGGACCGGUCGAGGCUUCUCGCAAUAGCUCUCGCUGGGCUACUACAAUCCAACAAAGCGAAGAACCGCCCUACCUUGCUAGAAAUUUGGCAGGACAACGAUGUGGUCGAUCUGUUCUUAGUCCUGGACGUCAUAGUCGCAGUUCGGGCUGUCAUGGGUGUUUUUCUCAUUCAUAGACCUUUCUUCACCGAGUCGGAUGAUCCUGAAUUGGGCGGACAUGUGGAGGCCGAUUCUGAUGGAUUAGACGAUAUCCAGUUCUCGCCAACGCUUGGAGUGCCCAGCAACGCUAAUGGCCCGACAGCAACGACUAGCUCAUCGACUCGGCUUUCACUGGGUGGGCGCGCAGGCAACCGCACUGAGAAGCCAAGAUGUCUCCGCUUCGGUACUACGGUUGUUGUAAUGAUUCAGUUUAUAUACUUUCGCGGAAAGAAAUUGUUGAGCUUUUCUGUUUGUUGCCGUUAUUUUCUUAUCUCUCCAUCCUCUCACAUCUGACCCCAGGUAAGUACACGACACCGAAAGGCGGCAUCCGCAUCGAUGAGGAAUCGGAGGGGAUGAUCAGUCUUCAGUUCCCCACAGGCCGGGCGGCGUGGUCAAUUCCAUAUCCAACCAGCGAGGGAGCAGGCGAGUCCAUGAUCAAGUGCCUCUCAUUGAGAUCAAAAUACAUCCAAGACCAUUGUGACAUCGUAGACAGGACCCGUUUUGGGUAUUUGGGUACUGCUCGCUAUACGUUUACGAUUUCUGGGAAGCCGUGUGUUACUUUCGAUCGAUCAGAAACUGCAGCAUCCAUUUUCGAGGCCGCUGCGAGUGCAGGUUUUCUAGUCAACAGCCACUUCGUGAAGAACUUCGUCACAGGAUUUGCGAACAACAUGAGAUCAAUCACGCUUUACCUACUCCAAGAAGAACCAAACCUCAUCAACAACUUGCGUGGGCGUGGAUUCAAGCCGGCAACAGAGCGCCCAAUUACAAUGGCGAAAGUGCUCCCACCUGAGUAUGAUAAUCCUCUGGAUCCAUUUGCAGCUUCAUCAUCUUCUUCGUCGACGAGCAGGCCUGUCAGCGAGAUAGUGUAUAGCCCGGGAUGGCGUUGGAGACCUGAUGAGCAACCAGCAGCCAACACAACAGCAGCGAAUACUACUUCAUCUACGUCAUCUUCUGCUGUGAAUGCUUCAGCCUCUUCAUCUGCUGGUGUCGACGCGGCAGGCGAGUCUGCACCCUCUGGGACUUCAGAUCAGCAGAAGGAUCAAUCCGUCCUCCCAGGUGGUACCGUUAGCACGGCGCAAUUGUUGCAGGCAGCCGGAACUCGUGCUGGAGCCGCUGUUGAUGAGGGAAACGGGUCUAGCAAUAUCUUCAACAGAGCUAUGGCGCGUUCCGAAGGAACAGAAGACUAUGCCGAUCUAGCACAUCUUGCGCCGUUCAUAUCAGAGGUCCACUUUACGCGGGCAUUCCAGUGGACUGAGUUGCUUCACAGCUUGCUGUACGGGCAGACCGUUGCUGAGAGGCGCCUGAUUGAUGCAGGCUGCUACGAUGUUACGGAUAAAAAAGGCGAAAAGCAGACUGUGUCGACCAUGAGUAUGACAGUCCAGAGGGCGGCUCAGGAUCUAGAGAAGGCCCACAGCAAGGCUACUCAACCGAAGAAGGACGACAAGAUCAGGCAGGGAGUCAUGCAGGCGAAAGGUAAGGCGAAAGCGAGAGCGCCCACUCGGGCAGCGCAGAAGAAGGCGGCGUCGAAUGUUGCCGCGAACAUACCUGGUUUAGCGGGGGUUGUUGGCGUUGCAACUGAGACAGACUUAUUCGGACAACAGCCGAAGGAGAUAGAAGUAUUUACUUGUUAGGACUACAAAUAUGUAAUUGGUGAUGGAAUUCUACUGAGUAGAUCUGUGUGCUGGAUUCUGAUAAUUCAAAUACCCUUAUCAAUAUUGCAGGAGGACGACCUGAUGAGCGGCGCCGAAUCUGACCAGGAGGUGAAGGAGACUCUCAACAAAGACGGACCGGCCAAGACCUACGUUAGGCCAGCACUCAACAACCCACCGCCACCGACUGAGAUGGCUCAGGAGCUCAUCAAGAAGCAAUUUGAGACGGAGCAGGGAAAACAAGAGGUGGCGCGUGCGAAGGCCAACUGGCAUCGCGACUUCGAUGACCUGGAGCACCUUCAUACGAUGGAGCAUGAGCAGCGCGCCAACAUCAUGUGCCCUGGCUGCAAACAGAUCCUAGGCUCGACGCGACGCGCGUGGCUCGCCGGUGGAAAUGGGCCAACGCUCUACUACAGACGUUUUAUGGAUGGAUUCUAAUUAUCUUGCUCAAUAGUGGCUUUUGCUCGUGUGUAGGGUUGAUGUGCAUCUUACAGGAGUUCGGGAGGGUGUGGGGAGACUCAUAAAGAUAGAGGCUAUAUCUGUUGCCGCAAGAGCCACAGAGAUAUCAUCAUUUACAGCAUGCUAGUGCUGCACUCUCAUACAUCUUACGGACAAGAAGGAGCACACCAGGCAAUUGGGACCGAGGUGCCACAUAAGAAGGUCGCACAUUGCAUCGAACAGGCCGAAGUGCCUUUGUGGUUUUUGGCGAAGAGGAACGCUGCACUGUACAGACGUUGGGGAGGAGAAGUUCGUACCAUUGAGGCGACUAUGGUUAUGCGCUGAGGCGUAUGUACUAGCAAAGCUGAGGGAGAUGCCGAACAGCUACUGCCGAUGUCCACCCGGCAAGUGGGCAAAGAGCAGUAGCUUCAAGUUUCUGAGGCCAAGUGAGACCUACACCGCCACUGGCGCGAAGGCGGUGAAGAAAUCUAACGACAAGCAUUAGUGAGCUAGUUUCUUCAUACUCGUUUCUCAUGUACAGUCUUUUUUGAACAGUUCAAGUGUUUUUAUUUUGCAUAGGUUACAGCGAGUUUCUCUAUCCCAGAUAUAAAGAUGGCCUCUUGAUUAGUAACUCAGUAUUUUUGCUAAGUAUUUUCACUCUUUUUGCUUUCUAUAUAAACGAAGCAUUGAGUAAUUUCUUACGAUAUAGUGUUUCCCUCAUUUCGCACUGAUCUUGAUUCUGAUGGACAUAUCUUCACGCGCUUGGCUUUACAGUAUUGAAAUGUUUCGCACUUAUUUGGGUGCCUGGAUGUGUAGCACCAUUGGACAUGACCCACACCGACUUCUUGCGAUUUCCUAGAAAGGACCGAACUUGCCCCUCGUACUCAUAUGGGAGACAGCACGCCACAUACUAUGACACGCAAUGUUGCAGCCACGAACGACACCCGCUGUGGGCGCAAACGCCUCGCUUGUAGUCGGUGCUGUUCGCUCCUGCUCUUGAUUGAUUGCUCAGAAUGUCUUAAAAGAAAAGAGCUCAAAGCAAUGAAAGAAGAUAGUCCAUCAGGGUUCCUUGUGAGUGGCGGUGAGAUCAGUGUUUCUAGAAAGGUGCGCAAGGCAUACUGAGUUCUGUUUCAUUCUGAUUUUCAAGUUCAUAAAAUACUCGUCAGCAAAAAAUUUCAGGAUGGGGUUCAGGAUGUAAUACCUCAAGCUUUAAGAUAAGGAUGCGGGCGAUGGAUCCACCCGCAUCUUGCCCCCAAUGACUACAUUUCGGACGCAUUUUGCCUGAAGGUUUUUUCAUCGCUUUGGCUCUUCUUAAUGUGGCCAGAAGGUCUAAGCCCUCGACUUUGAUGCCAAUCAAAGCUGUGCGCACAACUGUGCACACUUUUGACCGACCCCCUUCGUGAUGGCUCGUUCCGACCUCUCGGGGGGUCUGCUCUGUUCGAUUGUCUGAGUGGGGUGGUUGGGUGAUACGCUGAAACGUGGCAGCGCAAGUGCAGGCGAAAGACUAGGCAUGUGCUGAGCAAAGUGCUGGAGUCUGGUGGAGCUCCAUUGCGGCACAUAGCCGGCUCGUCGAUCCACGAAGUCUGACAUCAGCAGACUUCCACUAGGUCGUUGGGCUCGCGCGUUUUCUCUCCUGGAUUCUUCUGCCUCUAUUUCUGUGCACCGUGCCCAAUGAAGGACCGUGUAGCGGCAGGGCCGCGAGCCCUGUCCGGGCCAGUCUCUUUUUCACUAGCUAGCUAACUGCUUCCUUUAGCCGUUACUUGGGUGACUUUAGCCUUUGUUUAGCGUUUUGAUUUUCUGAGGAUGAGUACACUUCUACAUGUGCCAACGUCACGCUUCAACAAGUGUGCUUAUAAGUAAUUGAUACUACAGCUGUGUACUGUCCUCCAGUUCCUGAUGUGACUGUGACAAUUAAACUACUGCAGUACUUCUAGUAACGGGGUUUGUUGUUCUUGUUGUUCUACAAAGUUAUAAUUUGGCUCUACAAAAAAUGCCGACCGUUCUACUUCUAACUCUGGAGCUGGACGUUAGAAACAACUAUACUAGUUGAUGUAUGAGUAUGAGUGUGUAUCUACUUCAAUAAAAAAUAUAUCACCAUCAUGUAUUCUACUUCUAAUUCUGGACAUUAUUUUUGUUUUUGUAUGUGAUUGACAUUUUGUCGCCUGGUUUUGAUCACAAGGGAAAACAAGGUGGAGAUCAAAAUCAGGCUCCCGAACACCAGAGCCAUUUAACAUUUCUACAGAAAAGUCAUCUAAUCGAAAACAGGAAAUAACCGAGUUACUGACUGAAAUACGGCAGGAAGCAGCUUUGAGAGGCUACUGUUGCUUCUUUCAGUAUCUCGGUUAUUCAAAGUAGUAAGUCUAACUUGCUUACUUAAGUUUAUCGAAUACAAGAAAAAUGUCAUCUAUUCUACUUCUAAUUUUGGACAUCACUCGGCUGGAUCCAGUUGCGCCUCGCACGACCUUCGUCUUUUACGAUCCCAAUACGAUCUUCCCGGACCUAGACGUGGACACGUCAGGAAUGUCGUCUCAAGAAUUAGCAAAACUUGAAGCAGCGCGCGUUUAUCCGGAGGACCACAAUGCUAAGAAGACGAGAAGACAUCUUUUAUUCUUGUAUUAUGUAUUCGCAGUCUUAAAGUAACAGAGUUUUUAGCGACUGAAGUUAGUAAAUUGAAGGGCGACGACGUCGUUGCUUUUCUUUCGGUGUCUAUAUUCUAACUCUAAGGAGUUACUUGGUUAUUUCAGUUUUUUUAAAAAUACUCGCGUAGACCUAGCAACGGCGCCCUAUUCCAUCCUAUCCUAUCCUAUCAAAAGCCUUGAUGUUGAUUUUCUCCACCAAUAAUCAAAGGUAUAUUUCUUAAAAACUUGAUGUUGAUUUUGAUUUUCUCCACCGACAAUUCAAGUUGUAUCUUCCUACUGUGUUAGUAGUUUCUUGGUUAAUUGAUAUCUUGUAAGUAGGGACUAGAGGUGAGUGGCUGAGCGAAUGAGUCACAUUUUACUACGAGAUCCUACGUUUUAUUCUAGUGAUGUAUCCACAGGGAAGACUGACACUGAGGAGCAUCACGUUAAGACCACAUAUAUAAAGAUGUUUUUUAUAUCCUAUCGUGGUCACUAGAAGAUCUAGAGUGAGUCAUGCUUUAUCCUGUCGUCACAGGAUCUAGAGUGGGGCUUAGGAGGGCUACUUGAGACGCCAUGAUGAUGACUUACUUUUCGACAUUAAUUAUAUAUGAAUUUAGGAGUAUGAAUUAUAUAUGCUAGAAUAUGAAUUAUAGAAGAAGAGGAAUUAAGUUGAUCCGUCUAUUCUAGGAUACAGCAGCUCGUCCUUUUCUAAUCUUAAUUUCUUUGCGUGUCUGCGUUUAUUUUGUGAUGCCACGAUCAGCCAGCUCGCGCAGAGUAUGUUGGAUGAACAAAACUUAAGGCUCAAGAAAAAUGUAGGAUUGUCUUGGCUUCCCCUGAUCUUCCGUCUCUUCUGUGUAAAGGAUACCUCAUGUUGUGCCUCCGCGUUCUAUAGUAGUGAACUUGGUGGUAGACCCACGCCUAACCUGACCUAAAAUAGUAGGGGAUAGCGAUAGUCAUAGUCUUGACAAAGAGUCCCCUGCUCGCGUAAUAUAUGUCAGCGGACAUUACACAUGAUGGAGUUGAAGCACGUUUAUUCAAUUCUAUAGCAGUAGCGCAUAAGAAUACUUACAACUCCUCUAAAAGACGUGAAGAAGGAAGCUGACGAUGGUAAAAAAUACAAACUCAAUCAGCAGCGAGAGCAGUCAUGGAGCCUAAAGAAGCGAUUGUGGACUGGAAAGAAGAAGGGGCAAGCAAUCUGUUAUGGAUAAUCAGUGUAGGAGCCUUCUGUACCUAUAUACUUUUUACCUAUCCUUACUUUUUCUUCCUAGUUAGCUUGGCUCCACCCGUAGUAUUGUUCCUUGACCAUCAGUGUAGGAGUCUUGUAGAAUCAGUAUUGUUCCUGCUUGACCUGUUGGAGGCUGUUGCAAGAAACAUCCUACGAGUUAAUGAGGGUCGCAAUUGAAGGCCUUCAGCUGAUGUCUUUUUAAGAGGAUCGAGGACAAGGCGAGUAGAGGAAGAGGCAAAGGUGCUGGCAUUAGAAGUACGAGAGUCUUGACUAAAUUCCUCUCCUUUCAGUAUCUCCCAUUAUAUUUUCAGUAGUUAUCAUUCGCUUACCCCACAAGUUUAUCGAUUUUUAACUUCGACCACGAUUCAUCUUUCUCAUUCUUGACUCCAUCUUAUCUAUACCUCAAGAUUAGGUAAAUCAAUCAAUCAAUCUCCUUGACCAUCUUCUCUAAGAGUGGGACUGGCGAUUGAACCAAGAAGCUUUCUACUAUAAGCCAGAAAAUGGCGCGCUUCAGGGGCAAGAAAGGGACGACCUGUUGAAGAUGUCCACGUACGCUCGUAAGUUAUGCUGCAGACGAGCAUGAGCAGUACAACUACAACACCAUGCUAAAAAAACGUGCUGGCACUAAGUGCUGGUACCACAACGUGGUCAUGUAUAAUUUGUAUAUCCUUAUCCAGAAGAAGGAGCGCAGGGUGCUAAAAAACCUCACUACCACUGCAAAAACAGCCUUGCAGCUGCAACUUUAACAGACAAACUCCUCUCCUUCCUCUUUUGAGUUGUCGCGAAGUCGGAAUUUUCAACAUGAUGCUCCACCUGAUCAAACAAGAUGUUCCACCUGGAAGAUUUAUACAUCGUGGCUCAAGGUGAGAGAUAUGAAAGGAAGUCGUGAGACUUCUACUCAAGAAAAGAACUAAUUACUAUCUAAUGAAAGCCGCUUCAAUCUAGACAAUUCCAUCUUCAUCCUUCUCACAUUGUGUUUAAAACGUCAAUAACGCAAGAUUAUUUGAACUCCACCUAGAAGAAGUGCAGAGCGUUUUAUUUCUCAUCUAAUCAAAAGCGGAAAAAGUUCGCGACAAGAUCAAUGGUCGGCAAUGACGGGAAUGGACCCACCGAACAGAGGGUGGUGGCGCCGGAUGUGGCUAGGCAGAAAGGCCCUUAAAGAGGAUGCAAGAGCAGUUGCUACGGCUUGAUGCGGAUUGAUGCUUCUAUCAGAUAAUAUCUUGUACUAGUGUACUACUAGAAGUAGAAGUAUGAGAUAAUUUUCAGAAAUAUAUUACCGUGCUCGUCUCAAGCUCAACCUAAUUCUAUUAUAGAAAUACUAGUUAUUAGGAAUAAUUCUAGAACACCAUGCUCAUGUAGCAGUUAGUAGUUUGUCAGUAGUUAAGUCUACGAACAGCACAUAGAAGAAGAGACUAUUCUAGUAGGCUAAGUGAAUACAUAGAACUACUCGUAUUCUAGUAGUUGACGAAGAUCUUAGCGGGAAAAGGAGACCCAUGGUGGUCCCGGAGCGAUGAAAUAUUAUAGAUUGAAACUAUAUUUUUAGAUGAAUGCGAGUUGUUCGUAUAUCUACUUCUGGCCGACGGAUGCUCUAGUACAACUGUCUGAAGCAUAGUCGUGAAUGCUCACCUCCUCGAGGCGAGCCAGCUCCUAUCCUAUAUCCUAUCCUAUCCUAUCCUAUCCUAUCCAUCUAGUUCUUCUAAUCUGAGGCCAUUCGAUAUUGACACCGAUGAGGACGAUCCGAAGGAGGAUCAUUUGGUGAGCUUCUCGCAUAUCAGAGGGACAUUGCUUGGCAACCUGGUGCUGCGCAUGGCUUUCGUGUCGGCAACUACGCCAUUAACGUUGCCUAAAAAAAAGUUAUGGCCGCAUAUUCACCCGAGGAGGCAGGUCAAACUGUGGACGGUGAAUCAAAUCCUAUCCUAUCCUCUUAGAAGUGAGCAACGUUCUAAGAACGGCCAUUGUGAGGCAGUGAGAGUGGUCAGAGUCUACCACAGGAAGGCUUGCCUUCUUGUCUACACAUCGAGAAACAUCAUUGUUAUAGAUUUUUCAAAGCUGCAAGAGAAGAAGCCUCUAUUAGUUUCACACACUGAAAGAGAAGCCUCUAUUAGUUUCACACGCUGAAAGAGAAGCCUCUAUUAGUUUCACACACUGAAAGAGAAGCCUGGACCUGCAAGAAGUUCUUGCUCUCCUCGAAUUUAGUACGAGUAGAACUCGCUCUUCUAAAGAUAAAAGGCACGGACGCGGAGGACGAAGCGAUGGAGGAGAACUCUGAGGAGGUGCAAGAGAGGCUGGAGGAAGAGGUAGAGUUAGGGUUCCCACUGCAGCUGCCAUGAACUUAGAACUACUAGAACUACGUUUAUUGCGCAGUUGACUUAGAACUUCAACUUGUUGGACAUGACUUCGUUCCUGUAGUUGUACAGUUAAGUAAGCCUAAGCUCUCUCGAGCAAGUUGACUCUCCCAGAACGCCUGAGCUCCUCUCCCACAACUCCUGGGCUCCCCUUCCACGCAAGAGGAACUGGAGGAAGCCGUAGAGUUAGGUCAUUCCGCAUCUAUCACUACACAACUAAACCAUUAUCAGUACAUCUAGAAGAUCAACAUCUAGAUCUAGAAGUAGUGCCUUGUUCUAGUACAUCUAGAAGAUCAACAUCUAGAAGUAGUGCCUUGUUCUAGUACAUCUACAUCUAGAAGAUCAACAUGUACUUCUACAGAAUGGCAUUAGAUCCUUGAUGACGUGACAGCGAAGCCGAGGCAUCCUAUCGCCAUCGACCCUGUCUUAUCCUAUCCUAUCUCAUCCCAGAGUAGCUUAUAGAACGCAUGGCGCACGGAGUAGCAUGGAGUGCAUGGAGCGCAGAUCCUUAAGGGACGCAAGACGCGCCCCCUUUAGCUCCAUGCAACUCCAUGCGAGCCAUGCACUCCAUGCCAGGCGAGUGCUCGCGCAAGAUUUGCCGCAUCUUCUAAGAUAAGACACACAGGACAGAGACGACAAGGAUAUCGGAGAGCCUUUAGGCUCGAGCGUCAGUCACAGAAUUGCAGCCUUUAAGGACGCCCCACUAUAGAAGUAUAGUUUCAAAUUAUACUCGAAGAGUGAAAUAAAUAUGUGAGUUGUACUAGCUACUUAUUGAAAUCUGUAAGAGUCACUGGCACGCUGCAGCUGCUCUUCUUUCGUUUGUAUCUCCCUCCUUUCUUAAGGGGUUACUUGCUUAUUUCAGUUUAAUAUUUUCGAAUUGGUGACAAGACUUCAAGAGCCACACAUGCUAGGCAUCAGUGUGGAUAGUUAGAGUGUGGAGGAACAGCUUGUAGCCCCAUACAAAGACUUGCAAUGCUUUAAAAGAGGCACCAUGACAUGACAUUCAACUACAACGUACUUAGCUCAACAGUGUUAAGUGGAGGAGAACGAACCUGUAGAAUCAGUGAAGUAGUUACUUAUAGUGGAGUCGUUACUUAUAGUUAGUGAAGUCGUUACUUAUAGGAAAUGGAAAACGAACCUGUAGAAUCGUGCUGUCGUCGUUACUUUUCGUGGAGGAGUGGACACUCCAACAAAUCGAUAGAAGAAGAUCAUCUUAGAAUAUGGAUCAACCUCCUCCUCGUCCGCAAAGAUUAUGUUGCUACUUCACGAUCGAGAAGAGUGACCUAACUGACUCUAAAUUUUACAAAAAACACCAGAGGGAGAUGAUCACUGCCAGCGCAGUGGCUGCAGCUGGCGAGGACUCAGUGAAAUGGGAACGCUACAACAGCAGGAAGCACUUGAUCCAAUUACGGCCUGUUGGAUUUGGAAUUGGAUCCCCGUUUUUUUUGUUUUUCCACUGGUGGCAGGGAGGUUCAUGGCAGAUUUUAUUUUCUGAGGGGUACUAAUCGUAACCUCUACUUUGAAUGGUUCCGGUAUUUGGUAACCUGAAUUUGAUCAUAAGGGAAAACAAGAAGAGAACCCUUAGGAUCAAAGUCAGGCUAUCUUCAAAUACCAGCGCCAUUCGUGCUUUCUCAUGAGUAGUAGGUAGCAAGAAGUACUUAGGUUGUACCUUAGAAAAUACAAUCGGUGUAGUCGCGCAAAUGAUAGACGCCUCAGAUGCCUCUUGUUCUUGUCUACCCCUCUAACUUGAACCGAGAACUGGUUGUACACACAGAUGAGCAAGCAUAUUAAGGCAAGAAAUACUAGAAUAAAUCAAUGGAAAAUUAUACUUAUAGGAAGAUAUCAGUCUAUCAUUUUACAUCUGGGUCACAACGUAUUACCUUAUACUUAUAGGAUAUGAACUCUCUUGUUGGUUUUGUGUUUUUCCUAGUUAGGCUGGCUCCACAAUUUUUAUACUAUAUGAACUCUCUAUCAUAUUACAGAGAGAGCUCUUCAUAUACAACUCGAAUCUAGACGAGUAUCUCACUGUCUCGUCAGUGGUGGAGAAUGGCAACCAGAUGAGACGUAUGACGAUUAGGAUAGUUAGCAAGUUUCUCCUUGUCCUUUUUUUGGUUUUUCCUAAUAAGCUGGCUCCACCACACACUACUCUAAAUACUUACUUCUUCUCAGAGUCACUCUGUAAGGAGCAUAGACCAUUGUAUAACUGCGCGCUAUAGAAAAUAUUGGUGCUUCUCUGAUGUGUACUUAAUCAUGGCGUUAAGUUUGGCGGGGAGGCCGACACAGAGGAAGAAGAGAAGCUAAUAGAGGUGAUGACCAGUGGAGAAGAUAUGUUAAGGCGAGCAAUUCAUGGCCAUCAUCUUCUAUUGCUUUUUUGACAAAAAUGAGCAGUAGCGGCUGCGCAUGCAGCAAUUGCUUUCGUCCAUCAGUAUGAAACAAAAACCCCAGCUCAUUCUAAAAUCAUCGAAAGUUUUUUUAUUGAGUCCACCCAUUAUAGUCGCUACACACUCACUAGCUGGCUUACCUAGCUACUUUGGAGGGCGGCAAAGGUCAAGGUGCAGAGGGCUUAAGUAGGGGCACAGGUGGGGGAAGUGGAUGUCGUGGAAUGUCUGGGAUCUGCAUGUGGAGGGCUGGAUCACUUUCCCGCAUAGUCUCGCGCGACGCUCGAAGAAGGUUCCAAAAGUGUCGGCUUCUACUUGCGAAGUGUGUGGGGUUCGGGGAUCAAAAUGCGGCAAGGUCUGACGGCUGCCCGCACUAGAAAUAAGCGCCGGACUCCCCUCCAGCGCUUCCAAAGUCGUGGGCCUUGCCUCACGUUUCCCACCUGGAUCGACUAGCCAGCGACCAAGACUCUGCCGGCGUCUAGACCUCGCCUAUACGAAACGCGCAACGGAUCGCGGGCAAGGUUGCCACCACCGGGCUCGCGCCGGUUUGUUUGUUCAGGUGGUUCUGGAACCGGUGGCGCAACCUGAACCGAAAGACGGACAAGAGGGCGGCCGCGAGCGGUAAGGCAGACCAUCUAGACGCUUGCUGAGCAGUUUCGUCAGUUUUCUGCUUGUGUUCUGGCCACAACCAAAGAGGACAGAGGGCCUAUCCGCUGAAGAGUCACAUCGCCGGAAGCUGCUGGGGAAGUGGUGAGGCGGGGCGGCUUGGGUGGGUAUGCUGGUUGGUUGGUCUGGGGAGAGGGCCGACCCACUCGUGAGGCGGGAGAAGGAGAGACGCGGGCUUAGGCCCCUGUAGUUAGCUAGAUAGCCGCUUUCUUUCAGUCGCUAGUCGUCUACUAGUAAUUUCGAAGAUUUUCCCUAAUACGAGAAUCAAUGAGAGCGGUUUUUUGUUACAUAACCAGUGUUGCUCUUCUAGGAAGGCUCUUCUUAUUUUUAGAAAAGUUGCAUCUACUUGUACUUUUCAAGUUCAUCAAGAACUUCUCCCUUACUUGUACUACUUCUAGCAGUCGAAAGUACAAGUAGUGGAUCAUGAUGGAUGGAACGACACUCAUUUACUUCCUUCUUUUUAGUUUCCAUUGAUUUCUAGUGAGUCGGCUACCUCAUCACAGAGAGAAGUUGUAGCGAGUAAACAAAUUGAUAAGGCCGACUAAGUAAGUAACUAAACUAUAACAAAGACAAACUGACUAAUUAACCGACUAGAAUUUAUUAGCUCGUCAUAGAUUUAAGGAACAAUGUAGUAGUUGACCUAACCGAUAAGUAAAACUAAUCGCCUGCCGUCUAGUAAGAGGUACAACAAUCUAAAAACUCUAACUCAUCCUAUAUUAUUUAAUGAUUGAUAAUUACUGCGUAAGAUGAAAUUGAAAGUAUCUCAUCAUCAUCAUCAUCAUCAUCAUCAUCAUCAUCAUCGUCAUGAUUCAUCAUGAUAAAGCUCAGCCAGCAGCCACGUGGAGGAAGAUAUAACUACUAUAGCACGACUAUUUAAGGUACUAUGUGGGUCAUCUGAAGUUUCCGUCUAAUGUCCUUCUUGGACGAGUGGUACUCUGAUCUCCAGCUACCCCGUCUCGCCUACGAAGUGGACGAGAAAAAACUGAGCAUUCCGAAAAUGUCUCUGCCACCGCGGGUAGAAUGUUAUGUCAUGACUCGUCGCCGAACCGAGAGAAGUUGUUCUUUUAAAAAUAGGAGACCGAAACUCUUUUAACGAAACCUUCAAGUACAGGAUUAAUAGUUGUAGAGCUAGCAUCUAUUUACUAUUAAAUAAAUAAGUUAAAACUAAAUUAGAGUCUCUUGCUUUGCGUUUUAAACGCCCGCUUCCCUUCGAUGACGAGCACGAGUGUGAGGGAAAAGUUUUCUCGUUUCGGCAACGAGAGACGUAAGCACGUGUCUCUUAAACCACUGGGUGAAGGGGUCUACUACUUGUUAUCAUGCAUACCAGAUGAUAACUCCUUAUUAACAAGGGCUUACUUCAAAAAACCCCCUGACGGAACCCUCUUUCUUUUUUUAUUCCUUACAACACUUACUUCAAGUAAAGGGUUAGUGGUAGUACUAGCUGUAGAAAGGUUAUAACUUCACGCGAAAUAUCGUGCUCGACCUACAGCACUUACUUCAACAAGUUAGUACAGGGUAGUUAGCACAGCAGCUGUAUAGAUCGCUUCUUUCUGAAACCUGCACCAUCCCCCAAGCACAACCUUGUAGACGUGCUGCGGGUCGUUUCACUUCAUCAAUUAUCUGCGGGCAUCCUCUAAGCAUGGGUUGUGAUUGGCCUUCCUCUCGCCUCUCCCUCGCUGAUGAUGGCCGCGACAGCUCCAGUGUUAAGGCUUUUAACCGAAGUUCACCACUUAACUAUCUACACUGGUGUAGUUAUUGUUCAUAUUAUUUCUGGUGAUAACAGGUAUAUACUUUUAUUCCAACAGUACGUAAUAUCUGAAGCCAAGAGUUAUCAGUGCUCAUCUUGUAAGAUAUUGACAGUUCUUAUCAGUCCUCUUGUGGAUAUAAGUAUUUCUGCACUCGAUCCUAAACAUAAGCCCUAGACUGCUUGCAGUUAACCUUUUCGAUAGUAUGGCUGUUUACUCAACAGCGAUCCACUCGAUCUAUAUAUGUUCCAGGGCUCAGGGCUGAAGGCCCCCCCGAUCUAACUUUUUGAGGGGGGGCCUUCAGCCCCGGGCCCUUUUUUCGAGGGGCUGCCAGGCGGCAAGGCCUCGAAGCGCCCACCUCUGACCCCUUCCCGCUUCUUGCUUGGACUCUAAAGCGCCACCCUGCCGGAGGCCGUUGAAGCACUAAAGGGCGGACGCGGAAGGCUUCUGAAUGUGGCAAAGGUGGCAAGGCGUGAGGUGACCCCCUUACGCAGGCCGGCCGGGUACAUGUACCCGACAGACCUGGCGGAGGCGGCAAGGCUGGAGCCCCUUGGCGUGUUGCAAUUACCCCACAGACCUGGCAAAGGUGCAAAAGGUGGCAAGGCUGGACCCCUUUGGCGUGUUGCGUGUACCCUGCAGGUCUGGGCUGGGGGCGCCUCCCGUCUUUCGGCGGGCUCUCUCUGCCGCUCUCUUUCCCCAUCGAUCUCUGGCCCGGUUUUAGGGCGUGGACCCCGAGCUCUUGGCGGUGUGUUGCGUCUCUGACAUUUCAGUGUCGCGGGGGGGGGCCUCGGGCUUGUUGUGUUCGGUUCUCAGCAUAGUGGGCGAAGCACUGCGAUCAUCUUCCCCCACUGUGAUCCGCCAGAGAGAGAGAGAGAGAGAGGCCACCGCGCCACGGGUGAGCGCUCCUCGUCGCUCGCUCUGCUCUCGUCCCUCGUUCUGCUCUCGUCCCCCGUUCUGCUCUCGUCUUCCGCUCUGCUCUCGUCCCUCGUUCUGCUCUCGUCUUUCGUUCUGCUCUCGUCCCUCGUUCUGCUCUCGUCCUUCGUCUGCUCUCGUCCUUCGUCUGCUCUCGUUCGGUUCUCCGUUGUUCUCUCGUUCUUCGUUCUGCUCUCCUCGUUCUCCUCUCGUCCCUCGUUCUUCUCUCGUCGCUGGCUCGUUCUGCUCUCGUCGUUCUUCCACCACGGUGCUGCACCCACCACAGAUCCAUCCACAGGGGGGCCUCCUCCCCUGGUGCAUAUGUUUAUCUGAAGAAGGUCCUGGGUACAGUGAUAGUGCUUCCCCACGUCCACGCGGCCUCUCGAUAUGAUAUUAGAAAGGCAACACGUACAGUUUUUCUUCACUUGGCAGGGCUGUCUUCAAUUUUUAUCUUGCAGCAAUAGCCUUGCCAUCAAUUAUCUUCACCAAUUAUCUUGCAGCAGGAGAAGAAGUCGCCGCUGCUCUGUGUCAGCUUUGUCUCAGACUUCUUGGCAAGGGAGGGUUAGACAUGAAGCAGCGCCUCACUAUCAAUCUCGUCCGUCUAUUUUGAGCACUUAGUGUUAGGUACUUGUUGCUUUUUUUAUUGGUUUUUCGUAUACAUAGUCAUUACUUUUUAGCCUUAAGACUUAGUAUCUCUACGGGAACGACGGAAACGGAUGCGGCUUUGUUUAGGAAUAUACAUACUGACUAGUCUCCGCUACAGUUAUAGUACGCGCGCGCCUAUGUGAGACUCAUCCUCAUGCCAUGUUGCCGCGGAUGCAGCCGGUAUAAGUCUUUCUGAUAGGUGUUGUGCGGUUAGGAGGUCACACAAUCAAGCACUGUCUCCGCUGAUUCUUUUUUAGAGGUAUUUUAUUAGUUCUUUAACCCUCUCUGAAAGCUUAUUUUAGAAGGACUAGCUCUUUAUCGAAUAUAAUUAACAGUAUUAACCUUACCUCCGCCUGAUUCGUUCCUGUUAGGUUCUAACGAAGGACAUAGCGGAGGACAUCAAAGGCGAGGAGGCGAUCAAAAUAGAGCGCAAAAAGAAGAGGAUGCCGCUGCUUUACACAGCAGUGUCGAACGUGCUAGUGCAAGAGGUUGGAGCUCAGGUUAAGACAAGGGGUUGGACCUAACAGUGUAUGCGUAGUGUAAUCGAAGGCUGGACGUAAGCGAGUUACUGACUGGCAGAGGGGACGUAGCUUUUAAAGGUGACUCCCCCUUCAGUAUCUCGGUUGCUCUCAUCAGUUUCUCGCUUAUUUCAGCUUAUCGAGUAGCUUUGUUGUACUUCUUGGAAGAUCAAGAUUGUGGCCGAGACUCGUUACUUGGUUUUUUGAGACCUACUCCAACUUCCAUCUGGGGCUUCCACAUGUUGUAUAUACUGGCCAGAAGUAUAGAAUUAGAAGCCGCGGCAGUCGCAGCUGCGGGGAGGUCGGUGCCUUGCGGAGGCAACCUGGUUGAUUGGCUGACGUGCUGCUCUUUCAUCUACUUCACUUGAGAGGCGUCUAGUGAUAGCGCCGCGAUUUAGAGACCCCUAGACCCUGCAUGCUUGCGGGAUGCGGAUACUCGUCCCUAGGCGGGGCGCGCGUGUUGUAAAAAAAGCACGCUGGUGAUUUUUCAUGCGCCUCCGCGAUGGGGGCAGCGGCGUGCCUCCUUGGGAGGGCAGCGGUCUAGAACUGGCGGCAAGUAGAUGCGCCCAGGGGGUGUCUCUCUCUCGUGUGUAUCAUGCAGGUGCAGCAUGUGGCCCCUGCAUUAAAUUCGCAGUCUGUUUCCCCUCACGUAAUCGGUAAAAAGUCCGCAGGCCGUAGUCCUCUACUGUAGUGUGAAAGGCUUGCAAGACCCUGCCGCCUUGCCCCAGCGUGUACACACCGGGGGCACGUGGGGGGGGGCGGUACAUACAUACACACUUGCGUAUGUGCCGACAAACAUACACGCAUGGACCGGAAAAACUGGGCCCCCUGUAUUAUAAGCGUCCCGGUGUUUUUCCCCCUUUGAGCGGACCGGAGCCGCAAGAGUCCCGGGCCUUUGUUUUCCGGCGGGGUCGGUCCCUUUUUAUUCUGGUUUGGCCAAUGGAAAUACUGCGGCCAACAUGGUCCCGAGAGAGGCUGGGGCUGCCGUAUCAGAAGGAGCCCGGAAAAUAGGGGGCCUGGCCUUGGCGCUUCUUGUAGGCUGCUCCCCGCACUCCACUGCCAGCGCAGCGCCCCGCGCUAUGCGCGCCCGGACCUGGUGGGGAGCCGCGCUCGCUUGGCCGCGCAGUGUCUUGGCAGGAUUGCCACCAAGCCGCGGCCGGUCCUUGAGGCUUGGCGCAUCUUGUUGCGCCUUUCGUUUCCCUUUGCUCUCCUGCUGUCGCCGCAGUGCCUGGGCCCGCCAGAUGGAGGCGCGCGGGCGGCUGCCAGGCAGUAGGAGCUUCGCGGCGUGCUUCUCCUUUUUGCGAUCCCCCCGCCCCCCGCCGGUUUUGCGCUUUUUUUUCGCUCCGCGGGCUGCUUUGUUUUGAAGUGCGUCAGCCUUUUGCGGCGGCCUUCGAAAGCCUUCGGGCGUCGUGUGGUGGAAGCUUGUUCCCCGAGGAUGUUGUGCGGCGGCUUCGUGUGUCGCGUGUGUGGCACCCCGAAGCUCUGGGCGCACGCGCUGUCGUUAGCGUCGUCUGUCCCCGUCGGUUCUCAUCUGGUCCCGCUUGGGGAUGCCGGGAUUGGUUUUGGGUGUGUCGUCGUGUGGGAUUGUCAUUGCCCCGUCACCGAUGGCGCCCUCGGGUGGCUUGGCGUGGUUCUUGGUGCUUCUCUCUUUCUCUCGUGGGUUGCUGCCUGUUCGUUGCUGUGUUCGCUUCUGCGGCUGUCUUCUGGGCUUUCUUGUCUCCUCUUGCGUGGCUUCAGGUUCUACCUUUUCUGGCAAUUCUUCGGCUUUUUUGGUUCUUAUUUAUUUUUGUAGGCUUAUGCCUUUUGGCCUCCCUUUGUUUGUACCUUUUUCGUCGGAGUCCCUACGUUUUUUGUCGGGUUCUUUAUAUUCCUACCCCUUCUGGUGCCGUACCCUCCCAGUUCCGGCCCAACAUAUAUACACACAUACACACGCGCAUACCUACAUAAGUACCUACAUACAUACACACACACGGCACAUAGACACACGCACACAUGUUUCUUCUUCUAAGACCAGGAUCAUCCGUUACUUCGAUCACCCAAAACAUGGAUACAAAGAGGCCCUGGAAAAGCCUUGGUUUGGUAUGGAUCCCUUCUACGACGUGUACGGAGAUUUUAUAAACGACAAGGGCUUCCGCGCUCACGACCAGAAAGCUAGAUGGAAAAUUGCGAAGUGGUUAAGGCUCCUUUAGACUUAGAAAAACGCGCUGACGGUCGAGGUCGCGACCUGUGGACGGGAUUUACAGUAACUGGAGAUGAACACGACUUGGACUCACUUAAUUCUUAAUAUACAGAUUUACAAUUUUUUCCUACUUAAAAAUUUUAACAUGAUCACGACAGGAACUACAACUGCUCGCUCCUCUUGCUCUUUUUGUAUUCGUAAAUACGGAGUAUGACAUUAGAAGAUACUCUAAGAAUCUUUCUACAUCGGAUAUAACAAUAGAAGAUAGAAGAUACUCUAAGCAACGCAGGCGAGGGCGGUGAUAAAGAGAACAAAAUGAAGCUUCUUGGGAGAACUCCUGGAUUUCGCGAAAUGGGCAUUCUUAUGACAGGACGUCAGUUGAGAUUUCUUCAGUUUUUCAUCUCAAAAUAUAAAAGUAAAACCAAGUUAGCAGCGACCAAAAUAUUAUAAUCAUAGCUAGUACUAGUCGACAACUCUUUUCAAUUUCACCGCUUCCGUCGAUCCAUCUAUCUAUCCAUCGCCCAUUCCUUUCUUUAGCAGUAGUUUUCACCCCGUAUUUCUCUAGUUGUACUUCAUGAUCUAUCUCCCUGUUUACCCCCCCUUGUUCUACCCUUAGUACCCCUAAUGAAAUAAUAGCGCCACUUGCCCGUUCAUAAAAUAACUUCAGAACCUAACCUAACCUAUCUUGUGCAGGAUAUGAUAAUGUCGGUUAACUUAAGAACCUCUUAUUUUCCUAUUUUGUUUUCCAUGUUGACCGACUUAAUAACCUAACCUAACGCAAGGUUACCACCUAGUGCCCUUUUUCUAAGCUUCCCUUCUUGUCGACAAAUUGCUUACUUGGUGUUACGCCAGAAAACGCUGCAGAAGGUACACACAACCAGGACUCGUCUCUCCCCGAGGAGGUGAUACAAGGGCUCAGUGUCACACAGUAUCCAAAGGGUAAAGACCCUCCGAUAGCAAAUUAAGGCUUGUAGUUAUUCCCCUAAUUAUCGAUCCCAAGGGAUGCUUCUGAUAAAGUUAAUCCAUCUGCUCUUCUAUGAAAGAAGUCCUACUAUGGAAGACUCAAACGCCGCCCCAUGCAUGCCACUGAUUUGCUCUAUGAAGAAAGAAGCUACACUGAGAGUCUAGAGUGAAACUCAAGAGGCAUGCAUUCGGGAAAGCGACUGCACUGCGUCUUCAUGGUCAUCUUGUGUAUUCAUUAAUCUUGUGUUGAGGGCUCGUGAUUCAUGUGCAUGCCCACGUGUAGUAUCUAUAAAUAUGUAUAAUUCAAUCGCUUAUAAUAAUUAUGCACAACUUGGCCUGCUCAAAAGUACACGUUGAUAGGAGCUACACAGGAGAAGAGGCGCCACGACAUGACAAAGUAGACACUAAAAAUACCCAAGAACUACAGGGAAGACGUAGUUGGAGAUGAAUUGAAAAGCAGAAGGCCUCUAAACAAUGACAGCGGUGUGGCAUUUCACCCAGGACUGUGCGAGGCUCAUGUUGGGUC